Messenger RNA from Giardia duodenalis, 714 nucleotides. Its product is annotated as Nicotinamide N-methyltransferase. The transcript has a single exon. Gene Ontology annotation, molecular function: protein-lysine N-methyltransferase activity. The record is from RefSeq and is a predicted model, not a curated record. The coding region runs from base 1 to 714 and encodes 237 amino acids. Lineage: Eukaryota; Fornicata; Diplomonadida; Hexamitidae. Gene Ontology annotation, biological process: peptidyl-lysine dimethylation.
AUGCUUGAUCUUCUAUUUGGCGACCCCAGUGAAGACGAGCGCAAAGAAGCUUUUGAAGAGUAUCUAUUGCCAAACGGCCGAGCUGUUCAAUUAAAAUUGGUCGGAGAGCACUCCCUUUGGGGACAUAAGUUGUGGAACGCAUCCAAAGUCCUAGCAGAUAAGAUAUAUAAGAAGGAGAUAGACGUCAGUGGGAAGAGGGUUUUAGAGUUGGGCGCGGGAGCGUCUCUCCCGUCUAUAGUGGCAGCGUUAUCUGGGGCCUCAUAUGUGCUCUGUACAGAUUAUCCUGAGGAGGAUAUACUGCAAAAUAUUGUGUACAACGUCCAAACGAAUGGAGUUGACAAUAAGGUGGAUGUGCAAGGACUUUUGUGGUCAGAUAAAAACACAUUAAAGCAGACAUUUCAUCACAUCUUCAUGGCAGAUCUGAUUUUUAACCACAGAGAGCACAAUGCGUUGGCUGCAAUGAUACAGAACUAUCUUGCAGAUGAUGGGCUCUGCCACGUACUGUAUUCUCAUCACGUUCCGACGCGGCGCGACAGAGACUUACGGUUCUUUUCAGUUUGUGCUGCCGCAGGCCUUGUAGUCACUCAGCAGCCUGCUGUUUUUACCGAUCGGAUGUUUCCUGAAGACGAUAAGCAAUUCUCAGAGUACCCACUCGAAUGGAGGCAAUACGUUUAUUACCAAACAAUCACAAAGCCCGGUUUACCUUCAGGGUGA